Molecule: messenger RNA, 1360 nt
Organism: Candidula unifasciata
Lineage: Eukaryota; Metazoa; Mollusca; Gastropoda; Stylommatophora; Geomitridae
Source: the annotation of a GenBank genome assembly
ACAACUGGAAUUGCGGGAGGAGGACCUUGGACCUCUGCCUGAUGGCUGGGAGGUGAGAAGGACCACAAGCGGCCGGGUGUAUUUUGUGGAUCACAACAACAGAACCACACAGUUCACAGAUCCCAGAUUAUCACAGAAUUUACACUUGCUGCAGGAACGAUUUCCAUCCCAAGACAAGGAAAAUGAGCAGCCAAAUGUACCCAAGUAUAAACGGGAUCUUGUACAAAAGAUGAAAGUUCUCAAACAGGAAAUCGGCUCCCUCCAGCCCCAGGCGGGUCACUGUCGGCUGGAAGUCAGUCGCGAGGAGGUGUUUGAGGAUUCCUAUCGACAAGUUAUGAAAAUGAGGUCAAAGGACUUGCGCAAGCGUUUAAUGGUGAAGUUUCGAGGCGAGGAAGGUCUCGAUUAUGGUGGUGUUGCCAGAGAGUGGUUCUACCUGCUGUCUCAUGAGAUGUUGAAUCCCUACUACGGCCUGUUUCAGUAUUCCAGAGAUGAUAUCUACACUUUACAGAUCAACCCUGAUUCUGGGGUUAAUCCGGAACACCUGUCUUACUUCCAUUUUGUGGGCCGAGUGAUAGGAAUGGCCAUCUUUCACAGCCACUAUCUGGACGGAGGCUUCACCAUGCCUUUCUACAAACAGCUCCUGAGUAAACCGGUCACCCUGGAUGACCUAGAGAGUGUGGAUCCUCACUUACAUCGCAGUCUUUGUUGGAUGCUAGACAACAACAUAGAAAACGUCUUAGACCAUACAUUUUCUGUGGAGCACCACUCGUUUGGCCUCAUGCAAGAGCACGAGUUGAAGCCAGGGGGCAAAGACAUCAGUGUCACAGACGAGAAUAAACGAGAGUAUGUCAGAUUAUAUGUACAGUGGAGAUUCAUGCGAGGCAUCGAGGCUCAGUUUCUCUCCUUACAGAAAGGCUUCAAUGAAAUUAUUCCUCAACAUUUACUCCGUCCUUUUGACGAGCGAGAGUUAGAGUUGAUGAUUGGUGGCCUUGGCAAAAUCGACCUGGAUGACUGGAAGAAGCACACUCGCCUCAAGCACUGCACGUCAGAGACCAACAUUGUCCGCUGGUUCUGGAGGGCAGUUGACAGUUUUGAUGAUGAAAUGAGGGCCAGGUUGCUCCAGUUUGUCACCGGCAGUUCCAGAGUUCCUCUACAAGGGUUCAAGGCAUUACAGGGAUCAACAGGAGCAGCGGGCCCUCGACUGUUCACCAUACACCAGGUGGAUAUUUGCACAGACAAUCUACCAAAAGCUCACACUUGUUUCAACCGCCUUGACAUCCCACCAUAUGAGAACUAUGAGAAGUUUCUGUCCAAGCUGACGUGUGCUGUCGAAGAAACCUGCGGGUUUGCUGUAGAGUAA